AUGUCCACCAUCGCCGGUCUUGUCCCUUCUGUAUCGCCAAUGGAGGAAACCACGCCCGAGGCAUCGACGAGCUGCCACCCCCUCAUGGCUCUCCCUCUCGAGCUCCGCCUUCUCAUCUGGGAGGCCUUGGCCGCAGAGCCCCGCGUCUUCGAGUACAGAGAAGACACCUACCUCAUCAAGCCCGCCCGCGAACACCGGCACGCGCGCCACGUCGGCCUCGGCAUCUGCGCCGAGUCUCGGAAGGCCGUCCAAGCCCUCCUCCGGCCCUUCCCCUACCCCCUCGACAUCCAAAAGGAGUCCCGUCCCUCCCCGUCUGCACUGGAAUAUGUCCCAAGCUCUGACAUUGUCUAUCUCCCGCCGCUCGUGUACCGCUGCCGCAUCGGGGCGUGGGACUCUCCAUGGACGACGAAGCCCGGCAUCAUGAACGUGGGGAUCCACUGGUCUGUCCUGCCGGAUGAGCGACGCAUCGUCGAGGCCCUCAAAGUAUGCUCGCGGUGUUUCACGGACAUGACGAGGCUGGUGAUCUUUAUCGAGUUCAAGCCGCUCCCGCAGACCGAGGAGGAGAUCGGAAACGGCGGGUUCGUGAGGUUGUUAGGUCCUGCGGAGGACGACUUCCGGCUGCCGCCGCUGUUCUCCGAGGCGCAUGGGCUGAUGGAUGAGUUUUGGACCUGGGGUGAGCUGAGGAUUGCUAUCGAGAAGGUGAGGAAGGAGGUGAAGGGGAUGCCAGAAGUUGAGGGGGUGCUGUACUGCAGGGAGGUGGAAGAGGUGUUUGUUUGCUGA
Molecule: messenger RNA, 780 nt
Organism: Colletotrichum spaethianum
Lineage: Eukaryota; Fungi; Ascomycota; Sordariomycetes; Glomerellales; Glomerellaceae
Exons: 1
Coding region: 1-780 (259 amino acids)
Source: RefSeq, a predicted model, not a curated record